Molecule: messenger RNA, 1062 nt
Organism: Raphanus sativus (radish)
Lineage: Eukaryota; Viridiplantae; Streptophyta; Magnoliopsida; Brassicales; Brassicaceae
Product: putative expansin-A17
Exons: 3
Coding region: 70-837 (255 amino acids)
Biological process (GO): plant-type cell wall organization
Cellular component (GO): extracellular region
Source: RefSeq, a predicted model, not a curated record
AUCCAACAAUCAUCAACUUCUUCUUUACUUAAACGAAACAAUUAAAAACCUAAGAAAUUUCUACGAAAAAUGACGAAGAAUGUCUCUCUUUUGGUCGCAGCUAUCUUCUACACAGUGUUCUUCAUGAAGAUUAGUUCGGUUUCUGCAGGUUGGUUACGAGCUCAUGCAACCUUCUAUGGUGGAAGUGAUGCUUCUGGUACAAUGGGUGGAGCUUGUGGUUAUGGGAACCUAUACACGGACGGUUACAAGACCAACACUGCUGCAUUGAGCACUGCACUGUUCAAUGAUGGAAAGUCGUGUGGUGGAUGCUACCAGAUCGUCUGCGACGCGAGCAAAGUGCCACAAUGGUGUCUUAAAGGCAGAUCAAUUACAAUUACUGCCACAAACUUCUGUCCACCAAAUUUUGCUCAAGCAAGCGACAAUGGAGGAUGGUGCAACCCACCAAGACCUCACUUCGACAUGGCUCAGCCUGCCUUUCUCACAAUCGCUAAGUACAAAGCUGGAAUAGUUCCCAUCCUCUACAGAAGGGUUGGAUGCAGAAGAAGUGGAGGGAUGAGAUUCACUAUGAACGGUAGGAACUAUUUUGAGCUGGUUCUCAUCUCCAACGUAGGAGGAGCAGGCGAGAUCGCUAAAGUAUGGAUCAAAGGGUCUAGGAGCAACAAAUGGGAGACGAUGUCAAGAAACUGGGGAGCUAACUGGCAAAGCAACACCUACCUCAAUGGUCAAUCUCUCUCUUUCAAAGUUCAACUUAGCAAUGGAAGAACCAAAGCAGCUCUCAACGUUGUUCCUUCGAAUUGGCGGUUUGGUCAGAGCUUCAAGAGCAACAUCCAAUUCUGAUAUCAAUAAUAAUUUUGUUUUGUUUUCUCUGUUUGCAUCAUCAUCAUCUGCCAUAAGCUUCUUGUUUUGUAGCUGUGUUACAGUCUUGCUUGCUUCCAAAGAGUUUAUAAUCUGGGGAGGACUCAAGCAGUGAUGAUUGUAUUUGUACAUUUAGGGAAGACAAUACGUAUAUGUAUUUAUAUGUUUCAAGUCGUGGUUUAAACAUAGCACUAUGUUCAAAGGCCA